This is a messenger RNA of Chenopodium quinoa (quinoa), 1443 nucleotides long. RefSeq lists its product as uncharacterized. Bases 246 to 1028 code for a protein of 260 amino acids. The transcript is spliced from 6 exons. Lineage: Eukaryota; Viridiplantae; Streptophyta; Magnoliopsida; Caryophyllales; Amaranthaceae. The record is from RefSeq and is a predicted model, not a curated record.
CUCUCAUAUAUACUUCUACAGUUCUACUGUAUAUUAUUCAUACUACAAUGCAAUUACCUAAAUGCAUAAUCGAUCUGCUUAGAUUUUUUCAAUGAUCUAGCUAGUAGUUUGCAUAUAUAUAUAUAUCAAGCUAGGGAAGCUGCAUAUUUCUCCAUAGAGAAUAUAUUUAACGAAUAAGAUCAGUUUAAAUACAUAGAAGCUUAAUAGAUUGUUCUAAGUGUUGUAUGUGCGCAUAGAAAAGGAUAAUGGACCAGCAAAAGAAGCAUCGCCGAAGAGUGAGUUUUUCAGACGUACAACAAGAGAAACCUGAAGAUUACAUAAACAACAGAGACAUUAUGAAAUCAGAAUCUUUUAGACGAGGGAGCUCAAUAAUGAAUAGCAAGGAAAGCGAUCAAUUCGCAGCAACCAUUGCAGCAGCAGCUUAUGCAAUAUACUCCCUAGAAGAAACGAGAGCCGAGUUCGAGAAAAGAAUGGUAGAGAGCUUUAGAGAGGAUCCUAAUUCAAUCAAGAGCAAGAGCAGGAUACAUAGUCGAGAUGAUAAUUCUUUUGAACGGUCGAGUUUAGGAAAUUUGAUGGGUCAAUCAUCACAAGUAGAAAGGAGAAAUGGUGAUGAUCAACGUUCAAAUUCUAUGUCAAGGAUUUCUACAAGAGCUAUUGAAAUAACAGGAUUAGAGCAAAGGGGAAGUAGAAGGUUGCCAAAUAAAGCAGAUGAAUGGGAGCAAGCGCGAUUAGCCAAAAUUAAUAAUUGGUAUGUGAAGAUGAGUAAGAAGAUCAUAGAUUGGGAGAAUGAGAAGAAGAAGAAUGCUAACAUUUCCAUGGAAAGAAGAAAGGCUGAAAUAGAGAGGUUAAAGAGGAUAAACUUGCAUCAUUACCAAAACAAGUUAGAUAAAAUUGAAGAUGUAGCUGUAGGAGCAAGGAAGCAUCUAGAAGAGAAGAAGCGAAACGAAGAAGCUUAUGCAAAACAACAGGCUAACAAGAUUAGAUCAACAGGAAGAGCUCCUGUUCAAUGUUUAUGUUUUGAUUGUUAAAUUAACAUGUAUGUACCUAGUACGGAGUACUAAUUAACUAUUACGCCGUAAUUUAAUUAGUACACCGUAUUUCGAGUAAGGAUUAUGAGAAAAUGACCUAGCUUAUUAGCUUAUAGAUAUUAUAUCGAUCAUUAGCUAAGAUAUUCAGAUGAUUAAUCAUGUUAUUGGCUAAGAAUAAUAACUCCCUUCGUUUUAAAAAAGAAAAAUUGCAACACUUUGACUAAAAAUGUGAGAGCUUUUUGGUCAAAAUGUUGUAAUUUUUGAAACGGAUAAAGUAUAUAUACGCAAGUAGCUAGCCGGGCUAAAAACCUGGGUGUGAUCAGCGAGUAGAGGGCCUGGAUUGAGGUUGUAGUGGGCUUUGGAGUACAAUAUGUGGAUCUACGUUUGUCUCAUGACAUAUUGACGUAUAAUAAUG